CGGAAAUUGUCUUCGGAUCCAUAUCGUGUACAUGUCCAUGUAUGUCAGUGUCUGGUCUCCCGUUACCGAUCGCCAUGUCGCCACAUUAGCUGCCGGCUGAGGUCAUCCUGGAGACACGCUUGCAAUCCGCAGAGCGACGGAUGAAAGCGGCGGACAAUCGAUGCUUGUCUAGUUCAACUGAGAGUACAGACUGCGAUUCAACGCGGUGGGCACCUUGAAGCACUAGCUUGCGAUCGAGAGCGACACGAGAAAGGCCGGCUUCCGAGUUGGUUUCACAGCAAGAUAAGUAAUAGCACAGUUACAAAAGCGCGAGAACGUAAAUACACGAUAACCAUUCCUUUCUAAAUCACACCCCAAAUCGGCGCUUCACCGCGGCAUGCUGCGCACAUCACUCUCAGAAUAGCGUCCCACCCCCAACUCCGACGCUUCCGAAUCAGGCCAUAGAGCUGUUCGCCCCAGCGCGAUUUUAGCGGCAUUUCCGGAUCCGUGGUCGAGCGGCGUCAGCGGCGUCUCAGGUGAUGAGGCCGAGGAGCCGGACCAGGUCGAACCCGGCGGAGUGGGGCUGCGGUGUGGAUCGGGGGCCAGUGCCAGCGGACGGGGAUUGGCUUGUUGUGACUCGAGGUAAGGAAUCUGAUACGGCGAGGGGCGGGGCGAUGUGGUAGGUUCGGAUGCGGAGUGGUUGCGAUAGUGUCUACGCAUGUUCGAAUUGACGUUGAAGGCACGUCCGCAGCGUGGGUAUGGACAGGUGAACGCUAGAGAAGAGCAUGAAUCAGCGCUUGGAAAAGGGGGGAAAUGGAUCAAAGAAAACAGGGAAACGAGGAGAAGCGCCUGAUCACACCGCUGCUAGGCGAGCUUCUGGCGCGGAUACUGAUUGCUUUUCAUCCAUGGACAAUCCAGAACCAUUCCCGGAACGGAACGCAGAAAAGCGAAAGGCACGCACGCAUCUCGCCCGUGUGGGUAUUCACAUGGAUCCGCAGACUGCUAGGACGAUUGAAUCGCUUGCCGCAGAUAUCACACACAUGUUUCCGGCUGCGCAUCUCCAGCUCGUCCUCGACCCCUUCGUCCACCUCCGCCUCGCCUUCGACCUCGAACUCGUCCUCCUCGAGCUGUCUUCCGCGCCGGCGCGUCGCGAGGCGCUGCAGGUACGCCGACGAGCCCGAGGCCGAGUCCGCCCUGGCGCGCUUCGCAGGUGCAGACGAGAGCGGGGAAAAGAUGAAACGGGUCCGCAUCUUUGAAUUCUGAUUGUCCGUGAUGGGCGGGCUCAUGGGCGCCGCGCGAUGAUGACUCGUAUCACCGUGAUCUGUGGGCUGCGGCUCUGACGUGCGGAGUAGAUUCUCGUGCAACUGUAGUGGUGCGGGGGGUGGGAGCAACAGCGGACUGGUGCCACUGCCGCGCGUCGGCUUGCACGUCGGCGCGAAGGGAUGCGGUUGUGGAGGGGCAAAAUGAUGGUGCUGAUGAUGCCCAUCGCAGCCUCCCUGGCCGAGGGUGGCAUGAGGGUAGGCACAGGGACAUGUGCUGCUCUGGCACGCGCAUGUGCUGUGAGAGUGAGGGAGCAGGGUCUGCGGAUGGCUGCGUGGAUGUGGGUGGCUGUAGCGCCCAACGUCGACGCCGAACUGGUGUUCGGGGAACAUCUCUUGGAUCCCGGGAAGGACGGGCAUCUUCGGGGAGGCGGAGCGGGCGGCACUCAUGGUCUCGGCGAGUGCUUGUAUGGUGCGAGGGGGAAUGCGGGCGUGGAUGCAGAUGGGUGGGCAAAGCAGGGCCACGGGAGGGGAGCGAGGAAAAGGGAAAGGGAAAGAAAGGAAGAACAGAACAACAGCACCCGCCCGUCGAUCCUGACAGCUGUUAUGUACGUAUCGAGCUGCCGCACACACAUAACACCGAGACGUCUACGCUGUUAUGCCUGGGAAAAAUGGUCCCCAGCCGGAUCGCCGCCCACCGGGCACUCCGGCCUCCUGGCUGCAGAUGACGAGGAGCGAGUCGAGCGCUCGCCGACGGAAUAUGGUUUGCGAUCGAGCAGCAAACACGAACACGUAAUCGACAUCGUUCAGGGAAUCCAUCGAGACAGGGAUUGGCAGUGGGCCAUACACGAGGCGGAUUAGCGCCC
Mycena citricolor is the source of this 2104-nucleotide messenger RNA. The record is from the annotation of a GenBank genome assembly. Lineage: Eukaryota; Fungi; Basidiomycota; Agaricomycetes; Agaricales; Mycenaceae.